Stylonychia lemnae is the source of this 900-nucleotide messenger RNA. The record is from the annotation of a GenBank genome assembly. Lineage: Eukaryota; Ciliophora; Spirotrichea; Sporadotrichida; Oxytrichidae.
AUGAGAUUGUUUAAUUAGCAUUUCUUGAGAAGAGAAUAAGAUCAUUACUAGAACUAUGGAAUUGUAAAAGAUGGAAAGAACAUCUCUUGGGUUGCUAUCACUGGAGGCUCUGAUGGAAUAGGUCUCGCUUUUUGCCAUCACUUGGCAAAAUAAGGCUUUAAUAUUCUAAUGAUCGGAAGAAGUGAAUCUAAGAUGACUGAAAAACUAAAUGAACUUAAGAAGUAGUACUAGAAGAUUGAUACAUAUUACAUAUUAGCAGAUUUUUCAAAAUUGUCUCAUUACAAUGAUUAUGAGAGAAUUGCCUAGAGGUUAAAGCAAUAUGAUGUUGCUAUGCUUUUGCUUAAUGCUGGAUACGGAAAGCCAGAGAGAUUUGAUGCAAAAGAAAAUAUCGAAGUUGAAGAGGCAGUAAACUUGAAUGCCCUUCAUUGCAUAUAUAUGACUAAGGCAAUGCUACCUUAAAUUUAAAAUAGAGAUAAGAAGAGUGCAUUACUUUAUACAUCAAGUUCAUUAGGAGUAUUAUACUCGCCUGGCAACAUUGACUAUUGUUUUUCCAAAAGAUUAACCUCUUUCUUGGCCAGGGGCAUUCAUUAUGAACUCAGUUAAACUAAUAAAGUCGAUGUGAUGACUUUUGAACCAUUUGGUGUCUCAAGCAAUUUGGUUAAAACGAAGCCAAAUUCUUUAAUUAAUUCCUCUGAGUAUGCAUCUGCCUGUGCCCUAAGAGAUCUUGGAAAAGAAAUAUCAACAUUCGGUUCGAUUUCUCAUUACUUCUAGUAUUGGCUUUUGAUUGCAAUUGGAGAGACAAGAAGAAACAAGAUGUUUUAUAAUUUUUACACAAAGUAAUUUAAAAAGGAAUAUGGUCAAGAGAGUAGCUCAGAUUUAAGCAAAAAUAACAAAAAUUGA